CUUCAGAAGGCCAAGAAAUGAUAAUUUGGUCUCUUAUAUUAAGUACAACGAUUGCAGAACUAAGCUGCUUGCUACACGCUACCGGUGUGCACCUAUACAUAUGAAAUACGGAGAAAAAUUCAACAAAAUUAAAAAUUUGUCUAAACGCAUGUAUGUGCCAGAACCACUCGAUGACAUUAAGAGCAUAGUGGGGAUACAUCCGGAAUUUAACACUGUUAUCUCGGGUCGUCCUUUGCGAAUUUCUGACGACAUUAAUGUUUACAUACGGACCAUACGUUCAUAUGCAAUGUUACGUCAACAAAUUGGAUACCGGAAUGACUUAAACUGGAGAAUACAAAAGAAUAUAUCAGAGGAAUUAAAGGAAUAUGGAAAUAUUUCCGGAAAGAUCAAAAGUCAUGUUUCAAACUUUCGACUUUUUCUUCUAGAAGACCAUAAACAAGUUGUUACCAAAUUAGCUAAAUUAGAAAAACUGCAUGCAGAAAUACAGGUAAAAAAUAAAGAAUUCCUGGAUAUAAUUUCAUGUGUUACUCUACUAAAUAAUGUUAUUUUGACACUUGAUGCCGCGAGAAAUUAUUUGAAAAUGUAUAGAACUUACUGCCUGUUUGUAGCGCCAAUUAGUUGGAGACAACAAUACGAUGAAACGUUACGAGAUCGACUGCAAUCAAUACAAUUUGAGACUGGCGUAUUCUUAUUGGAUAAUGAUUUAAUGGAUUGUAUCGAUAUCGAUAAGACAUUGGUAUGCGCUAAAAUUGAGUUAAGGAAUAGACUUCCUCCUGUGUUAUAUUUUAAGACACCUCAACAAAUGAUGCACAUGUUCCGCGGUAUGGAAUUGCAAAGUAGAGAGUAUCUCAUUCAACUUUCACACACUGGCGCCCCUUAUCGCAGCUUACAGCGACACGUAAAGCAUCUCAAAGAGGCAACCAAGCUAGAGCUUGAUUAUUUUAAAUUUAAUAUUGAUUAUGUUGUAAAUGCAACUGAAAGGGAGGAAUACAAUACUAAUUAUAUUCAACAAAAAUUUUUCCGAAUAUUAAACAAUACUUUUUGCAAUACCGUGUCUAGCGAUGAAACAUUAAAAUUAAAGAUUUGUAUUGAAUUUGUUUAUGAGCAAGUUUUGAAUAAAUGUGAAGACGGGCAUCAUAACCUGUAUGAACCUAUGACGGUCAUCGAAGGACUAUAUGAAAAUUAUUAUUUGAAUUUAGAUGCAUUAGAUUUUAAAAUAGUCGAGUCAGCUAAACGUGAAUUGUUCUCCCAGGACUUAAAAUAUAUGAAGUGCGCUCAUCUUGCUCAAAAAGAAUUAAAAGCGUUUAACGGGAUGACAAAUGCGUUGAACAAGGCUUUAUUGCCGCCGGCAAAAUUCAAGAAACUCUCCCCAUUAGCUGCUCUACCAUGUAGAAAGUCUACUGCGGUUAGUAAAAGCAUAACUGUUAAAAAAUGUUUUGAUUUAACCGAGGAUGAUCGUGAUGGGCUUUUAUUUUUUACUGAAUGGGUUGAAGGAACUGAUCCUGCGCCUUAUCUAUCCAUCUACCGUGAUCAGAUAGAACCUUUUCUAGCUGAAGCUGCCCAUAAGUUCUCUGAAAAGCAAAGAUCAAAGUCGUGAUUAAUGUUAUCACGUAUUUGAACGGAGAUGUACAUUUCACGUAGAGUCAUGUGAUAACUUAACAUAAUCAAUAAAAAAGAGUCGUCGUCGAAAAAUCAUUGUUUUAUUGUUUUUGGUAUAACUAUUUGGAAGAUAAGCUCAUACUUCAUUGUAGGGCUUCGUUGAAACUAGUUGGUCACUUUUGUGUUUUCACAUUGCCUCUGU
This is a messenger RNA of Hyposmocoma kahamanoa, 1801 nucleotides long. RefSeq lists its product as uncharacterized. NCBI's taxonomy places the organism in Eukaryota, Metazoa, Arthropoda, Insecta, Lepidoptera, Cosmopterigidae. The record is from RefSeq and is a predicted model, not a curated record. Bases 101 to 1597 code for a protein of 498 amino acids. The transcript has a single exon.